This is a messenger RNA of Trichechus manatus latirostris (Florida manatee), 945 nucleotides long. Its product is annotated as olfactory receptor 8B4. Gene Ontology annotation, molecular function: odorant binding; olfactory receptor activity; G protein-coupled receptor activity. Lineage: Eukaryota; Metazoa; Chordata; Mammalia; Sirenia; Trichechidae. Gene Ontology annotation, biological process: sensory perception of smell; G protein-coupled receptor signaling pathway. The transcript is spliced from 2 exons. Bases 3 to 932 code for a protein of 309 amino acids. Gene Ontology annotation, cellular component: membrane. The record is from RefSeq and is a predicted model, not a curated record.
GAAUGACUCAGAGAAACAGCUCCUCGGUGACUGAGUUUAUCCUUGUGGGAUUAUCAGAACAAUCAGAGGUCCAGCUCCCCCUCUUCCUUCUAUUCUUAGGGAUCUAUGUGUUCACCGUGGUGGGAAACUUGGGCUUGAUCACCCUAAUUGGGCUGAAUUCUAGUCUUCACACCCCAAUGUACUUUUUUGUCUUCAACUUGUCCUUUAUAGAUCUCUGUUAUUCCUGUGUCUUUACUCCAAAAAUGUUGAAUGAUUUUGUGUCAGAAAAUAUCAUCUCUUAUGUGGGAGGCAUGACUCAACUAUUUUUCUUCUGCUUCUUUGUCAACUCUGAGUGCUAUGUGUUAGUCUCAAUGGCCUAUGAUUGCUACGUGGCCAUCUGUAACCCUUUUCUGUACAUUGUCACCAUGUCCCCUCAAGUCUGUUCUCUGCUGAUGUUUGGUUCAUACGUGAUUGGUUUUGCUGGGGCCAUGGCCCACACUGGAAGCAUGCUGAGACUCACCUUCUAUGAUUCUAACGUUAUCAACCAUUAUCUGUGUGAAGUUCUCCCUCUCUUGCAGCUCUCCUGCACCAGCACCCAUGUCAAUGCGCUGGCGUUUUUUAUUGUUGGUGGAGUUGUCAUCACAAUAUCCAGUGUCGGCAUUUUCAUCUCUUAUGCUUUGAUUCUCUCCAACAUCCUAUGUAUUCCCUCUGCUGAGGGCAGAUCCGAAGCCUUUAUCACAUGUGGCUCCCACAUAAUUGCUGUUGCUCUGUUUUUUGGGUCAGGGGCAUUCACCUAUUUAACAACUUAUUUUCCUAGAUCUAUGGACCAGGGUAGAUUUGCCUCAGUCUUCUACACCAAUGUAGUUCCCAUGCUUAAUCCUUUGAUCUACAGUUUGAGGAAUAAAGAUGUUAAGCUUGCCCUUGGCAAAACUCUGAAGAGAGUGCUCUUUUAAUGUGUCUCUUCAU